CUGGAAGUGAAGGCCCUAAGGAAGGCAAUGACUGAGUACAAAUUGGUGGUAGUAGGAGCUGGGGGUGUUGGAAAAAGUGCCCUGACCAUCCAGCUUAUCCAGAAUCACUUUGUAGAUGAAUAUGAUCCUACUAUUGAGGAUUCUUACCGUAAACAAGUUGUUAUUGAUGGAGAGACUUGUUUGCUAGACAUCCUGGAUACGGCAGGACAGGAGGAAUAUAGUGCCAUGAGGGACCAAUAUAUGAGAACUGGGGAAGGCUUUCUUUGUGUGUUCGCCAUUAACAACAGCAAAUCAUUUGCAGAUAUAAAUCUUUACAGAGAGCAAAUUAAAAGAGUGAAAGAUUCAGAAGAUGUACCAAUGGUAUUAGUGGGAAACAAAUGUGAUUUACCAACACGAACAGUAGACACCAAGCAGGCUCACGAAGUAGCAAAGAGCUAUGGCAUUCCAUUCAUUGAAACAUCUGCCAAAACAAGACAGGGUGUUGAAGAUGCUUUUUAUACAUUGGUUAGAGAAAUCCGUCAGUAUCGAAUGAAAAGGCUCAACAGUAAUGAAGAUGGAAAUCAAGGCUGCAUGGGGGUGUCGUGUCUUGUGAUGUGAUGAGCUGCCUUUGAAUCAUCCAUCCAAGUUCAAAGCUGAAUCUUAAUUCCACUGUGUUGCAUUUCAUGACGAUGCCUUGGCCAGUAUCAUGCAAGUUGCCAACUGAUCAAUACUAAAACAUUCUGUCAGCACCAGAAGAUACUGUUUCUGAACAUCUACCUCUUUGCUCAGUUGAGCAUGCAAAGAAAAUCUCAUACGUUAUGUGUGGGAUUUUUCACUUUUCUUUCUUGGGUAGGUUCAAACAGAGAAACUGAUUAUAUGGGAACUACAGAGGCCAAAUGCCUUGAAAAAAAUAACAUCUCAUUUUCUGGAAAGAAGGCUGGAAUGAAUUAUGAUCUUGCUAUUCCAAAAAAUCCAUUACACAGCAUUGUAUGGUAACAUUAUGCUUGAUUUCCUGUACACCGUUUUAAACCAGGAUAAUAUUUGUCACAUUUCCUAUGCUAUGUAAAAAAUUCCUAUUGUGCAUUAGAUUAAUCACACCUAGUCUAACAUAUUUAAUUCUGGCCCCUUUUUUAUAACAAAAGUAAAAUUAUUUGAUUAUCAAGUGCCUCUUUACAAAGGCAAGCUAGACCUUAAGCCUUAUCAUGCAGGUUGCAGCUCUGGUUCCUAGCUGACCCGUCUUGAUUGUUUGAAGCUGACUCAGUACAUUGCUCUGUGUAACCCAGUAUUAACUAUGCUUGGCUUUAUUGUAUUAUUCCUCUAUUUGGGCUUCCCAAUGAACUGUAUGUGGGAGCUUUUGCAGAAAAAAUUUACUAUCACUGGGCUUUGUUGUCAGAGUUCCUUGCAUCAUUGACUGAAAGGCACUUUGAGAUUAAGAUUCUCCUGAGGAAAUAGCAGUUAACUGCUAUUUUCUAUUUUUAAAUACAAUACAUUCCAUUUACUUUGUGCUUGAAGGUACUGGUAUUUUCAUCAGGACCACUUAUUAGCUGUGGAUAUUGUCAACAGCUGUUAUUCCAUUAUCAGUCAUAAAACAUGGCUGUAUGAAGUUUGUGUAGAAAAAAAAAUCUGUUCUAUCCCAGCUAUUUCUGCACUUCUAUUUUUAGUUAAACUUAUUUACUCAUUUGAUAUCUUUGUCAAGCACAGUAUCUUUAGGCUUACUAGUGAAGAAAUGUAUUUAGGGAAUCAACUUCAUUAGCAUUAUUCAUUUUGAAAGCUCUCUCCAGGCUACUGCUGUGCAGUGAAACCAGAGGUGAAGAGCUAGCAUAAAAUGGAACUAGAGGAGUAGAGGGUGAAUUUAAUUUUCCUGCUGCUUAAAAGCAGGAUUAAACUGAUACUGUACAUUUAUCCUUACAAAUUUGGAGCUGGAUUCCUCAGUAGCUUCCGUACCUCUAUCAUAAAAGAGAAGGAGCUGUGAGUUUUCCUUUCUCUAAUGCUGAGGAGUAGUUGAUUGGAUUACUAUUUAUAUGAUAUAUCCAAAAUCUGGUCCUGAAUCCCGUGUAUCAUCUCACUUGCAAGUGAGUGAGUGAACUGCCUUCACUGAAAGUAGAUGUUAAAAUGUGAGGUAUAUAAAAGCUGUCUGUUUGACUGUUUUACGUAUCUGAUUGAUGUGGUUUAUUGAAGGACAGAAAUGACUUCAAUAGAAAUUGAGUUUGUGGUCGUUAAGUGGUUUACUAGUUUACAAUAUUGCCAUUUUACUGCAUACAUUCCAAGUUGGGUAGAAAACCACUAUCCAACCUAAUCCAAACUACCGUAUCUAAUCACCACAUAAGAAAGUUGGCAUAUUAUUUCCUAAAUAUGUAACUUAAUGGAUCAUUUCAGACAUACUUGAUCUGAAGCUAAUUUCAUACAGCAUUACAUAGGACCAUACAAUAAUGUGUUCAUAUGCUUUACUGCUGCCUAAUGUGUUAAUAUUAAACCAAGCAAAAUAGAGCUCAUUUUCUCGAGAAAUUGAUGUCACCUGAGCAAUAAAUUGAUACUGUUUAAAGUCCCUUGCAUGUUGCUCAAUGCUACAUACCAUUCCAUUUUUUCUUAGUGUGAUUCCUUUGUUCUGUGGUAGAUAUGUGGCAUAUACACUGGUAGAUAGUGACAUUUGCUUCAUUUCUAAAAGUCAGCUAGCUGUGUAAAUUACAGAAGCACUACUACAGAACAUGGGACCACCUAAAAAGAAGUACAGCGAAUUGUUGGGCUUAGAAGAAUUAUUGAGAAAUCACACUUCUUGGUUAGCAUUUGCAGUUUAGAAAUUGUAAUUCCGAGAGCCUGAAUAUUAAAUGUCAUUUUUGGCUCUGUGUUCUGCAUGUUUGCCAAUGAAUCUGAGAAGCACAUAGUAAUACAUUAGUAAUUUUCCAUCUGGGGUUUGCUUGUAUUAAAUAUUGUUUCAUUACAAGUGAGACAUAGGUUAAUUAAAAAGCAGUUUAUAUAUUGAAGUAGGUGAAAUCAGCUAAUUUGGGUGAUGGAAGCAAUUUUCAAACAACUGUUUGCUUCAGCAUAUAAAACAUUUCUCUAAAAGUUGGUAACAUUUGUAAUUCUUGCCUUCUUUCAAUUCUUGAAAUUUCCUGCAUUUACAUUUGCAGAGGAUGUUGUAGUGGUUAACCUGGGCCACAACAAUAUAUUAUUCCUGAUGGACUGCUGUGUUUUCCAGAUCACUGUUCAUCUCUUUCUGUAGCGCUAAGAAAAAAAGGAUUCAAUGGGGGACAUUUGAAAUAAUGCACAGCAGUGACAAAUAUGAAGCUAAAUCUCAUGUACAGAAAGUCCUUGACUUACAGCCUCAACUGAGCCCAAAAUUUCUAUUGCUAAGCAAGGCAGUUAAGAAAGUCAUAAGUGCUGUUGUAACUUUGAACAGACACUUACAAAUAGUCACUAAACGAACGCUUGUAAGUUGAGGACUACCUAUAUUAGGAAAUUUAGGAAAGCAAGCACACAGAUUUAUAUAGAAUUGUUGCUCACAAAUUAUCAUGAACAGAUGUAUAACUAAAAUAAGUGCAUAGUCUUGAAUAAGAGUGUGGUACAUGCGGAUAGUGUCUGUUAGUUGCAGAUUUUAAAAAAUAGUGUUUUAAAAUAACUUUUACAACCAUGUUCCUCAGCUGAUCAGGGAUAUCUUUGCUUUUAUUUUAGAAAAGAAUCUCACUGAUUCAUUUAAUUCUGCAGAAGUCCUUUCCAAAACAAAUUGGAUUUUUAGUUUACUCUGCUAAUAAAUUAAAAUUUAGAUAUGGGAAAAAAAUCUAUUGCAAGCUGGGCUUCCAGUUACCAGUCCUUGUUUUUUCUCUAACCGAUUAUAAUAAUGCUGUUAAAAUUACACUAAUAAUUUGCUGUAGAUGCGAUACAUAUUUACUGGACUGCUGAAUAGAAAACAAGAUUACAGUGUUUAAUCUGCUUAAUAUUUUUAAACAUUUUCCAUUACUAAAAGGAUAUUCCUGAUACAGCAGAUAAUAGUAUGCAAACUUAGAUAAAGUGUUGAUCCUUUUUAAAGGAAAUGGUUUUCUUUAUAGGAUGAAUGGCUUCUGUAAGUUGCCUGCUGUGUUAUGUGUGGAUUGUCUUUUUUAAUGUUUCAGAAUGUUUAAUAUACUGUUUCAGAAAUAUUUGUGCCCAUAUGAAAAUGUAAUUGAUCCACUGAAA
This is a messenger RNA of Protobothrops mucrosquamatus (brown spotted pit viper), 4149 nucleotides long. It is a transcript of the gene NRAS, whose product is annotated as NRAS proto-oncogene, GTPase. Gene Ontology annotation, cellular component: plasma membrane. Bases 28 to 597 code for a protein of 189 amino acids. Gene Ontology annotation, molecular function: GTPase activity; GTP binding; GDP binding. The record is from RefSeq and is a predicted model, not a curated record. The transcript is spliced from 6 exons. NCBI's taxonomy places the organism in Eukaryota, Metazoa, Chordata, Lepidosauria, Squamata, Viperidae. Gene Ontology annotation, biological process: Ras protein signal transduction.